AAGCCCCCAAGCUGCAGCCCGUGUUGAUUGCCAAGGAUCAUCCUCUGCUGGAAACCCUCGUGGUGUCCUGCAUCGCCAUUCGGGGAAGCCGCCCGCUGAAAUUUACCUGGUUUAAGGACGGCCGCUCAUUGGACGAGGGGACCAGGGCGACGCCCCGGUUGCUCACCGAUACACUCUCGACACUAACGAUUCCGAAAGUCACCGCUGAAGACGUUGGCAACUAUACGUGUCGCGUUUCCAACGCGGUGGGCAGCGACAGUUACAGCGCCGAGCUGCUCGUUAAAGAAUCGCCCAAAAUACAGCAGUUUUCUUUUCCGAAGAACCCGUCACCCGGAAAAGACGUGACCGUGACGUGCUUCGCCACAGAGGGCGCUCUGCCACUGAAGUUCGAGUGGCUCAAAAAUGGAAAAAGAUUGACAGGUGGAUCAAAGUUCGAAGUGAAGAAUCCUCUGGACAAGAUGUCCACACUCAUCAUACACGAAGUGUCCGGAGCUGACGUCGGCAGCUACACCUGUCGGGUGUCGAACCAGGCCGGAAAUGACGUGUUCACCGCGGACCUCGUAGUAACCGUCGAACCGCCUAAGGUACAACCUUUCAGCUUUCCGUCGACCAAAGCGAUGCCGAAGAAAGUCAUCGUUCACUGUGCCGUACUCGAGGGUACGGAGCCGCUGAAAUUUGUCUGGACGAAGGACGGCUUGCCAGUGCAGGACGCCCACAGACUUCACGUGCAGCAGCAUUCGGAGACGCUGUCAUCGCUGACCAUCACGGAUGUGGGAGCCGAGGACAUCGGCAACUACACGUGCGCCGUCAGUAACGUCGCCGGAUCGGACAGUGCGAGCUCGCAGCUUCUAGUCAAGGAAGGGCCCCUAAUCAUGCCGUUCUCAUUCCCGGAGAACGCCGUGCUCGGACAGAAGAGCACAGUCACAUGCGUCGUCUCGAGCGGCGUGGGUCCCUUCGAUUUCGUGUGGACGCACGACUCGGGCCGAAUCGACGACAGCCCCAGGAGGCACGUCAGGGUUGUGACGGAAAACGUGGCCGUCCUGACUGUUGAAGCCACCGCCGCCGAGGACGUCGGCAACUACACGUGCACGGUGUUGAACGCCGCCGGGAGCGCCAGCUAUACGGCCGCCCUCCGUAUCGAAGAGGCUCCCCAGAUUCAACCGUUCGUUUUUCCGAAGGACCCACGGGCGAACUCUAAAGUGAUCAUCUCUUGCAACGCCCACUUCGGAACGGAGCCGAUCACGUUUGUCUGGCUCAAGGACGGCCGCGAGAUGAGCUCCGGAACUAAGGUCAAACAGAAGAUGGUCACGGAAACCGUGAGCAUGCUGAUCAUACCGGAAUUGUCGUCGGAGGACAUCGGCAACUACACCUGCCAGGCAACGAACCAUUUCGGCCGAGAUACAUUCACAGCGGCGCUGCUGCUUACAGUCGAACCACCUAAAGUGCAGCCGUUCAAUUUUCCGUCGACCAAAGCGAUGCCGAAGAAAGUCAUCGUUCACUGUGCCGUACUCGAGGGUACGGAGCCGCUGAAAUUUGUCUGGACGAAGGACGGCUUGCCAGUGCAGGACGCCCACAGACUUCACGUGCAGCAGCAUUCGGAGACGCUGUCAUCGCUGACCAUCACGGAUGUGGGAGCCGAGGACAUCGGCAACUACACGUGCGCCGUCAGUAACGUCGCCGGAUCGGACAGUGCGAGCUCGCAGCUUCUAGUCAAGGCACCUGCAGCUGCUCCCCGAGUACACCCGUUCGCGUUUCCGAAGGAUCACCAAAGGGGACGGACCGUGGUGGUAACAUGCAUCGUCGACCACGGCACUCCUCCGUUCAGCUUUGCCUGGUCGAAAGACGGACGUCCACUGCCAGAAGCGGGACGGACCGAGAAGCCCGUGUCGAAGAUGAUCACGGAGUCCGUAUCCGUCUUGACGGUGCCGAACGUCGACGCCGGAGACGUCGGGAACUACACAUGCAGCGCCAGCAACGCCGCCGGCAGCGACAGCUUCACGGCCGAGCUCGUUGUCUCCGAGGCCCCCAGAUUUCAGCCAUUUUACUUUCCCAAGGAGCACCCGCUGCUCGAGACCCUCGUGGUGUCCUGCAUCGCGAUACGGGGCACGCAGCCGGUGCACUUCGCCUGGUUUAAGGAUGGCCGGCCCGUGGACCACAACGGAGGCCGAACAGUGGCCCAGCAGUUGUCGGCAACGCUGUCGACGCUCACGAUCCCGCAAGUGACGGCGCAAGACGUUGGAAACUACACGUGUCGCGCUUCCAACGCAAUCGGUAGCGACAGCUACAGCGCAGAGCUGCUCGUCACAGACGAGCCGCGCAUCCAGCCUCUGGCUUUCCCGCCGAGCGUCGCUGUCGGACAGGAAGUGAGCGUCACGUGUGUCGCUGCGCUGGGGAGGAAGCCCUUUCGGUUCGCCUGGACGCGGGACGGCCAGUUCCUCGCGAACACAGAGAGGAAGUACUCUCGGACUGUGCUCGACAACGUGGUCAUGCUCACCAUUCAGCGGGUGACCGCCGAUGACGUCGGCAAUUACACCUGCACCGUCAGCAACGGAUUCGGCAGCGACAGCGCCACGGCGCCGUUGAUAGUGGAAGGUGGCGGCAACAGCGCAACUAUGAAGUACGUCAAGCAGGACACCGCGAACAUCGCCACUCUGACGCUGGAGAAGGCUUCGGCCGAGGACAUCGGCAACUACACGUGCGCGGUCACCAGCGCCCACGGCACCGACAGCUACACCGCGACGCUCGUCGUCCGAGGCCUUCCAGCGAUCAUGCCGUUCUCGUUUCCGGAGAAUGUCCGGCUAGGUCAGAAGAUUACGGUCAUGUGCGUCGUUUCGAGUGGCGCCGGACCUUUCCAAUACGCUUGGACGCACGGUGGUACCGCGCUGACCGGUAGUUCUAGAAAGCACGUCAAAGUUCUCGCCGAAAACGUCGAAGCCUUGACCAUCGAAGCCGUCGGCGCUGAAGAUUUCGGAAACUACACGUGCACGGUGUCCAACUCCGUUGGAAGCGCCACCUAUGCAGCCGCUCUCUACGUUGAGGCGCCACCGGUCGUCAUGCCAAUCUCUUUCGCAAAGGACGUCUCCCUGGGGGACAGGAUCGCGCUGACCUGCGCCGUGACUCGAGGCACGGGGCCGUUCGACAUUCGCUGGACUCACGAUGGCAAGCCCAUCGGCGGCGCGACAAAGACCAAGUACGCGACAGCCGUGACGGAGAGCAUAACCACCAUGACCAUCGAGAAAGUGGAGCCCCGUGACGUGGGAAACUACACGUGCACCGUAACCAAUGACGUCGGCAGGGACGCCGUGACGGCGACGCUGCUCGUCGAAGAGCCCCCCAGAUUCAACCGUUCGCCUUCCCGAAAGACCCUCGAGCAAAUUCCAAGAUCGUGGUUUCCUGCAACGCCCCACGUGGGAACGGAACCGAUUAGCUUUGCCUGGUUUAAGGACGGACAGCGUGUGACUGCGGGGACCAAGGUUCACGCCAAGGUGCUCAGCGAGACGGUCAGCAUCCUCACAUUACUGGACGUAACGGCGGAGGAUGUCGGCAACUACACCUGCCAGCGACAAACCGCUACGUGGGCGCUGAAGACAUCGGAAACUACACGUGCACCGUCAGCAAACAUUGAUGGGUCGGACAGUGCCACUUCAGAGUUGCUAGUCGAAGAUCCACCCAGGCUGCAGCCCUUUAAUUUUCCGAAAGAGCACCCGCCGGGCGAGACCGUAGUUGUGACUUGCGUUGCAAGUAGAGGCUCUCAGCCGAUGGAAUUCGUUUGGCUGAAGAACGGCGUUCACCUCGCUGGGCUGGGAAACGAGAAAGCGGUGCCCAAGAUGUUCACCGAAUCCGUGUCGUCCCUCACCAUCCCCGACGUGAGCGCGGAAGACGUGGCCAACUACACGUGUCGUGCGAGCAACGCUGCUGGAACCGACAGCUACACCGCCGAGUUGAUCGUGACCGAAGGCCCGAAGAUUCAGCCCUUCUCGUUUCCAAAUGACGCUCAGUUGGGCAAAGACGCCGCAGUCUCGUGCUUCGCAGUGCGAGGCCACCAGCCUCUGGAGUUCUCGUGGUUCAAGAACGGCGUCCGAGCCGAUGCCAUUCCGAACGUCGAGGUCGAAGAAAUCGCCGGCAAGAUUUCCACUCUGACGCUGAAAUUAGUCUCGGUCGCGGACAUCGGGAACUACACCUGCCGAGUCUCGAACGUCGCCGGAACCGACGAAUUCACGACUUCUCUCGCCGUCAAUGAAGUGCGGCGGUCGCAGGCGUCCACAUCUGAACCCCAACCAAGACUUAUUGAGCAAAAUGAAAGCCAUUCUCGAAGGCUAUGCUUUGCCCUAUACUGCAAGCGCCUCAAGGGACCAAUGACGUCAUCGUGA
Molecule: messenger RNA, 4370 nt
Organism: Rhipicephalus microplus (southern cattle tick)
Lineage: Eukaryota; Metazoa; Arthropoda; Arachnida; Ixodida; Ixodidae
Product: hemicentin-1
Biological process (GO): synapse organization; homophilic cell-cell adhesion
Cellular component (GO): plasma membrane; neuronal cell body; axon
Molecular function (GO): protein binding; axon guidance receptor activity
Source: RefSeq, a predicted model, not a curated record